Molecule: messenger RNA, 3201 nt
Organism: Neogale vison (American mink)
Lineage: Eukaryota; Metazoa; Chordata; Mammalia; Carnivora; Mustelidae
Gene: GAL3ST2
Product: galactose-3-O-sulfotransferase 2
Exons: 4
Coding region: 17-1213 (398 amino acids)
Biological process (GO): glycolipid biosynthetic process; glycoprotein biosynthetic process
Cellular component (GO): membrane
Molecular function (GO): galactosylceramide sulfotransferase activity
Source: RefSeq, a predicted model, not a curated record
GCAGGCCCCAGACAGCAUGCCACCCCUGCCGGGGGGCACACACAGGUGUUUCCAUGCUGUCCUCCUCCUGGCCCUGACCAUGCUCCUUCUGGCUGGUAUCCUGCACAUGGACGUGGGGCUGUUCAUACCCCUGCUCCGGAGCCAGGCCGAGGGGCCGCCCAUUGUCAAUGUCAUGUUCCUCAAGACGCACAAGACGGCCAGCAGCACUGUGCUCAACAUCCUCUUCCGCUUCGCUGAGACGCACAACUUGUCCGUGGCCCUGCCCGCAGGCUCCAGCUUCCACCUGGGCUAUCCCUGGCUCUUCCUGGCACGCUACGUGGAGGGCUCAGAGUCCCAAGGCCCGCAGCAGCGUUUCAACAUCAUGGGCAACCACCUGAGGUUCAACCUGCCUGAGGUGCAGAAAGUCAUGCCCAACGACACUUUCUACUUUUCCAUCAUCAGAAACCCCGUCUUCCAGCUGGAGUCCGCCUUCACGUACUACAAAGACUACGUCCCUGCGUUCAGGGAUGCGGAGAGCCUGGAUGCCUUCCUGGCCUCCCCGUGGACCUACUACAACCAGAGUGUGGGCCUGCCCAACGCCUUUGCCAGAAACAACAUGUGGUUCGACCUGGGCUUCGACAACGACGCGCGCGCCGACGACGAGGGCUACGUGCGCGCGCGCCUGGCCGACGUGGAACGGCAAUUCCAGCUGGUGCUCAUCGCCGAGCACUUCGACGAGUCUAUGGUGCUGCUGCGGCGCGCGCUGCGCUGGCGGCUGGACGACGUGGUGACCUUCCGGCUCAACUCGCGGAGCGCGCGCAACGUGGUCCCCCUGACGGCUGUGGGCAGGGAGCGCGCGCAGCGCUGGUGCGCCCUGGACUGGCAGCUCUAUCAGCACUUCAACCGCAGCUUCUGGGUUCGCGCGCACGCCGAGCUGGGCCCGCGGCUGCUGCGCGCCGAAGUGGCGCGGCUGCGGGCGCGGCGGCGGGAGCUCAGGGAGCGGUGUCUGCAGGACGGUGCGGCCAAGAACCAGUCACAGAUCGCCGACCCUCAGCUGCGCCCCUUCCAGUCGGGCCAGGCCGACAUCCUGGGCUACAACCUCAGGCAGGGCCUGGAUGAGCAGACACAGCGGAUGUGUGAGAGGAUGGUCACUCCCGAGCUUCAGUAUAUGGCCCGCUUGUACGCCCUGCAGUUCCCGGAAAAGCAACCCAAACGCCUCCACUUCCUGGAGUAGGGGGCAGCGCCAGGGACAGGGCACGAGUCCCAGCCCUUCUCCUGUCAUCCCUGGGAGACCAGGGUACCGAUUGGUGAGGAGGGGGUCUCUUGGGGCAGCUGUGCCUCGGGGUGAAGAUCCCACUAAAGGCACCCUCUCGGGAUCCAUCCUCUUGGAGGCGCCACUGCCGUGAGGGUCCCACUUUGGGACCUGAGGGUUUGAACCUGGUUAACAGGUAGAAAAACCUUACAAGAUAGGAAAGUGAGUGACACUAAAUUACAAGUUGACAUACUGCCCCUCGAGAGGACACAUGUGGGCACAUCGACCAUCACAAGAACUCGAGCGCAGGGGGUCAGGAAAAGCUCGGGCAGCGGGUCUGGGAGUCUCUGAAGGAGCCCUGGCGGCUCCCCAGAUCUGCUGGCUGUGGGACAUGGGGCUGGUCACAGAGAGGGUUGUGUGAUGCCCACAGGGAGCUCUGGGAAGCUGGCUCAAGGCAGCAAGGAUCUGAAAUGUCCAGCUUCCCAUCUGUGGCUGGAUGAGGCAUCUUUGCAAGUAAAGAAUGGCUUUAGGUUGAGAAAAGUUGAAACUGCUUAUGAGACAAAUGGUUUAGCCAGAGCUCAAGGUGAGAAUUAGGGCCCCAGCCCCCUGUCCAGAUGGCCCCCUUGGAAUGUGGGCUGUCUGACCUGCUGGAGGAGCUCCUGCGGCUUAUAGCACACUCCGUUGUCCUGGAGGGCACCCUGGAUGCAGUCCCAGAGGAGGGUGGUCGCAUGGCUGACGGCAUUUGGAGAGCCUCCUCAGAGGGCAGUAUCCAGGCACCCAUUUGUCAAUUGUUGGGAGGGACGGAGGGCCCCCUGUCUCGAAGGAUGCAAUCCCGGGUGCCUGGGGGCCUGGAGGUUAGAGUGGGGUGCACACCAGUGCUGUAGACUCCAUGUCCUGAGGAAAGUAGGGGGUCUGGGCACUCACGGAACAGAGCUGCUCUUACAUGUGAAGCCUAAAGGCUCAGCUGGCCCAUCUGCCUGGCACCCGGUCCAUCCUCCUUCCUCAUAAGGUUCUCGGGCCUGACGACCCCAGGAGCUUGGCCGGGGCACCUGAGGAGGGGCUCCAUGUAUGGCAUGGCUACCCUUCUCGGGGAUCUACCUGUCAAGGAACCUGCCAGCAAUCAGAAGAGACAGCUCCCUGGGACACCAGUGUCAUGGAGGGAAAUUUUAAGAAGAAUGAAUUUUCAGUGAGAUUAGAGGACAUAUUGUCGAGAUUUUGAAAGGAAAAGAGGAUAUUGGAAACUGAAAACGUGACUUUCAAAGCACCACACCGAGACAGAAGAGAACAGAACGGGUAGGGCGGAAUCAGGGGUGGCGGGGACACCACCCUGAGGAUUGUCGUCCUCCACCCAGAGGAGAUCGUGGAGGCCUGACCUGAGGGACAGCGAAGAAAGCAAUCAGAUGCAGAAGAGCCAUGAGGCGGAUAAUGGAGAGCCUGAUGGAGGGUCAGGGUUAUCAGUAAGAAGCUACAGCCAAAGAAAGAAAUGAAAAUAUGGCCCUGGUUGGAAGGAAGUAUCCAGGCAAAUGUGGUGCCCUGAGCAUCAGGCGGGCCCCCCCGAGCCACAGAGCUCCCUGCAUGGGUCAGCCUGGCCAGCCUGCCAGCGUGGGGUAAGGGAGACAGGUGGCUGCUUCUGUCCCUGCCGCCCCAGAAGGGGGUCUGUUCUCAGCGACACACGGAUCGGGACCACGACGUUCCAGUAGAAAUCCAAGGGUGUUUGCUUUUGCCUUCAUGGCUGGAGGAAACAUAAAUCAGUUCUGUCUCUUUGGAAGGAAUUUCAGGGUUAUUUAUUCAAAGUGAAGUAUAUGCAGAUUGGAAGAGACAGCUUGGAAAACAGCCAGCAAGGGAACUCCCUUCAGAAGGGAGGUUUCAAAUCAAGUUGUUUGCAGCAGCUAAAAUGGUAGCGUUGGGAGCACAGGGUCUGCAGAAACUCCUCUAAGGUGGGGGGAUUUCGGAGCCUUGGUGAUGCUGGA